GGCAACGCUGUGUGAAAGUCCUCGAACCGAGAGCUCACUGACAGCUGCGUGCCUAACGCCGACCAGGGAGGAUGGUGGCGACUGAGACGAUCCUCGAACUGAGGAACAUUUCACACUCGGGCCAGGUUGGGCAGAGUUCCCUGACACAGAGGCUGUUCGGAAACGUCGAGACGGGCCUCAUCCUCAAAGACGUGACCCUCGAGGUGAAAUCCGGCGAGGUGUUCGCCGUCCUCGGUUCGAAAGGGAGCGGUAAAAGGGCUUUACUCGACGUCGUGUCAAGAAGGGCACGAGGCGCGACACGGGGCCAGAUCCUGUUCGAGAGGAGCCCCCUCACCCUGAGCGUGUUCCAGAAAUGCUGCGGCUACGUCACCAACAGAACAGACCUCAUACCAUCGCUCAACACGGAGCAGACGCUCUACUACGCGGCGAACCUCAGCUCGGGCGAAAAGGUGUCGAGGUACACGUGUUCGACCCGGGUGAGACAGAUGCUCGCAGACCUGGCACUCAAUCAGGUGGCACACCAUUCCGUCACAUCGCUCAACAAAAGCCAGAGGAGGAGGCUCGUCAUCGGCAUCCAACUCAUCAAAGACCCCACACUGCUUUUGUUGGAUGAGCCUACAGCAGACCUGGACCCUCUAUCGACUUACUUAGUAGUCUCUAUACUCUCUUCUUACGCAAGGCGUAGGGGCAGAGCGGUCGUACUGACCAUGGAGAAGCCUAGGUCGGACGUCUUCCCUUUCCUGGACCGUGCAGCUUUCCUCUGCUUAGGAGACAUCCUCUACGCCGGCCCGACCCGUCUCAUGCUCGAGUACUUCAACUCGAUCGGAUUCCCUUGUCCGGCGACGGAAAACCCUCUCAUGUACUACCUCUGUCUUUCGACGGUCGAUCGUAGAAGCAGGGAACGUUUCAUGGAGUCACACGCCCAUAUAGUCGAGCUGGUCGACAAGUUCAAAGCUGUCGGAGCUUCGUACCUCACCGGUCAGACCAACGUCCCUUCGACCAUCAAGUCUGAGUUCAAACCGGCAAAGCCCAAUUGUUUCCAGGUCUCGGCCACUUUGUACCAGAGACUUUUGGCAUCGACGUUCAACAUCACCCAAUUCGGCCUAGCCCAUAUGGUCCUGAGGCUGACCCUCUUCCCCAUAUUCAGCCUCCUAGUAUUUUCACUUUACAUCAACACUAAGAGUUUCGACAAUCCGCCCGUGAACAAGCUGGGCGUGCUCUUCUUCAGCCUCUUCGGCUCGUACAUCUGUUCAUCGAUCACAACAUCCUAUACUUUUUCGGUGUUCAGGACGAGGUACUACCAAGAGGCUCAGGAGGGCAUAUAUUCGGGCCCACUCUUCCUCAUCGUCUACGACCUCUUCUCCUUGCCUUUCUCGCUCGCUACCGUGGCCGCCUCGUCCAGGAUCCUCUUCCAGGCGACAGGGAUGGUUAAGGUGGACGAAUGGAUGGCCUUCGCAGGCCUCCUUUGGACGUGCUACUUCACAGCGGAACAGCAGACGAUCGCCCUCCUGAGCGUCGUGAGGAGAAGCUUCAACGCCGCCAUCGCCUCGUCUCUCCUCUGCCUCCUCUACCUCGUCCUCGCGUCCGGCAUCCUGAGGUCUUUUGCGGGUAUGCCGGAGUGGCUCUUCUACACGUCGUACAUGACCCAGACCCAUUUCGCCUCGACCCACCUCACGAGCAUCUUCUUCGCGGAUCUGCCUUCCAACUGUACCUCGGACGCUUCCGGCUUCUUCCCCCUGGGCUGCAGAUCGGCGGAGAACGUCAUCUUCUCGUCGACGUCCAGGUCGGACGUGUUUUCUGGGCCGAGCCCUUCUCUCGCUCUCGCCGUCUCCGCUUCCAUCGCCAACCUCGUCCUUUAUAUCCUUCCACUACCCGGGUUCGUCAAAGCCAAGUUCAGAGAGUAGAAAACCCCCAUGUCAUUAUCGUUGUCCUAAUUAUUUAUUAUAUAAAAAAUAUAUUUUCUUCUAAAUCA
Cimex lectularius (bed bug) is the source of this 1972-nucleotide messenger RNA. RefSeq names its product ATP-binding cassette sub-family G member 5. Gene Ontology annotation, cellular component: plasma membrane. The record is from RefSeq and is a predicted model, not a curated record. Gene Ontology annotation, molecular function: ATP binding; ATP hydrolysis activity. NCBI's taxonomy places the organism in Eukaryota, Metazoa, Arthropoda, Insecta, Hemiptera, Cimicidae. Bases 72 to 1904 code for a protein of 610 amino acids. The transcript has 10 exons.